AUGGAACGUCCGUCCUUCUUUUUUCUAUCUGAAACAAAGAGUUCGUUAGACAAGUCUACAAGGUUGCUACGUCUCUGUAACAACUACAAAAUCCAUAUUGUUCCUUGUCAUGGCCUUGCUGGAGGCUUGUGGUUUGGUUGGGAUCGUAACAUCAAUGUUGAGAUAAUUUCAAGUUCUGAUUCUAUAAUCCAUGGUUUUCCCCGUUAUGCCACCUGGGACCUUCUUUGUUGUUACGUGCAUCCAUCAAUUGAAGGGCGCAGAUCUUUUCUGGAUUUUGUUAGAUCUUUCAAUAGUGCCAAUAAUGAACCUUACUGCAUAAUUGGUGACCUGAAUAUGAUUACUAAAGUUGGGGAAAAAAACACUGGAGCUCAACUAAAAGUAAGAGUGCUAAAAGAGUUCACUAAACUCCUCGAUGAUUGUGCUUUAAUUGACUUGGGUGGUGCCGGUCCUCAUUUUACUUGGUCAAACCGUCACAAUACCCAGAACCUAGUAAAGCAGCGCUUGGAUCGAACUCUAGUUUCCUGCAAUUGGUCAGAAAAUUUCCCAAAUGCAACUGUAUUCCACUUGCCAAUGCUCGCCGGUGAUCAUUCACCACUGUUGUUGCAGCUUGUUCUAAAGCAAAAAAGAACUGGACAUACCCGGUUUGAAUCUUUUUGGUUCAAGGACAAUGAUUUCUACGACAAGUUCUUUGAGAAUUGGACUCUUGCUCCAAGAUCUUUCAUUGAUAAAUGCAAGACGGUUAAGAAUGGAAUGGUCUCUUGGGCCCAACGUAAAUAUGGUUGUAUACACCACCACAUUCGAAGGUUGGAACAGUAG
Nelumbo nucifera (sacred lotus) is the source of this 816-nucleotide messenger RNA. RefSeq lists its product as uncharacterized. The record is from RefSeq and is a predicted model, not a curated record. Lineage: Eukaryota; Viridiplantae; Streptophyta; Magnoliopsida; Proteales; Nelumbonaceae.